UUACUGGGCCGGCGAGGCCGGGAGAGAGGGAGAGAGGGCAAGAGGGCGGGAGGGCGAGAGGGAGGGGUGGCGAGGCUGCUGCGGGUAGGGAGCAGACUUCUCAUGCUGGGUCGCGGCAGCUGACGCAGGGGGUUCGCCUUUCCCUGGUCCCUCUUGAGACUCCUUGACACGUCCGUUCUGGCCUGACGGUGGAGAGGCGGCGCCCUCUGCCAUUGCCUAGAGAACACAGCACAGCGCAGCACAGCACAGCACAGCAGAGAGCCUCAAGUGUUGUGUAACUGGAUUGAUGUGCGCAUGAUGUAGACACGUACCUUCUCCAAAUCGUCUUCGUACUUGUUGAUCAUUAUCUUCAUAUCCCUCCCCUCCACCAUCCCCUGGACCGACUCCAGGAAGGCCUUGUACUCCUGCAGUGAGUGAGCAGGCAAAAAUACUGUUAAUGGUCUGCCUGCCAGUGUGCCGGUGUGCCUCCCGUCCCUUGCUCACCGCAGGGUGCUCGCGCGACAUGCGCAGGAACUUCAGCACUUGGGCCUCCCUGGAGUCGGCGUUGACGUCGGGGACGUCAAUCCCUCUAGACAUGAGGGUCUGCCUCAUGGCACUGCAUACAUGCAUACAGGCAGGCAGGCAGGUUGGUGUUGUGUUGUGUUGUAUUGUGUUGUGUUGUGUUGUAUUGUGUUGUGUGUGUGUGCGUGGUAUGCAUGCCAUUGUGGCGUUGAGGAACGGUUUGGCCGCACCCUUGGGCGGCUUCUUGCCCUUGUUGUCUGCACACAUGGAUCCAUCGAUAGAAUCCAUGUCAUGUAUGCAUCCACGCAUGCGAGUCUAUCCACGCAUACCUACCGUUGAUGGCGUCGAUGUUGAUACGGCUGAAGCGAAAACGACGGCUGCCGUGCGCCUGGGACUGCGAUGCGCUCGAAGAGACACCAACGCUAACCUGACCAGAACAGACCAAGCCGCGGCAGUUGUAUGGAGGAAUGUGGCACUCACAACUGGACGUGUGAAUCUGCGUGCCUCUUGCUGACCUCAGGCACUGCACACUCGGGCGAAGCACCAUCGGAAUCGCAAUCGUUGAUGUCUGGCGUGUGUGAUGGGCGUGGCGGUGUGUGUACUUACCGUUAGGUACGGUGGACUGAGCGGCAGCUGCUGGUGCAUCAAUCCACCCAGUGCAACCACACACACACAACACACAUGCAUAGACCAGGAUGUCUGCCCGUGUCUAUUCGCUCGUCGAUGAGUAGCCACUUACGCGUGGCCUGGUCCACGUCCACACUGCCCGACGUCUGGGGUACCUGCAAAAAAAACAAAACAUACACACACACAACACGUGUUUCCUCGUGUGUGUGUGCAUCUUCCCCCGUUCACCUCUUCAGUAUUCUCCUGCUGGUUGCUGUGAGGCUCCUGUUCGUACUCCGGGUUGGCCUGGUGAGCAUCUGAGGCGUCCUGCGUGUACUGGUCAGUGGCGGCCGGAACGUUCCUGCCCAUGUUGCCCGCAUCGACGUUGGUGAGGAAACUCAUCUGCAAGAGCAUGAAGCCAUCCAUGCAGCAUGCUCUUCCCGACGUGCGUUGUUGCUGGCUUAUGGCUUACGUUGGGGAGCGAGCGGGACUUGGCCAGCAUGGUUGUGGUGGACGCCAUCUCUAUCGUCACGAACGGCCCGCGCUGAGCAGCAACGAAGACAUGCAGCCAGAGAGACAUGACGUCCCGCUUUCUCUCCUCCACCCUCCACCCUCCUCCCUCCCCCACCCGCCCUUCCUACCAUCUCCUGAGCAGACUUGAUGAGGAACUCGCUAGCCUCGUCCUCAGCUCGCUACCCUCGCGGGUCCGCCGAGCCGCUCGACAAGUGGCCUUUGGGGCCUCCCUGCUACUGAAAGUCGACCCUUUCAGCAUCCGCGCGGAGACAUAGAAGGAAUCGACGCCAAAAUAUAAAAUGAAGGCAGCAAUUGGUCGCCUAAGACAGAGACACAGAUACCCGCACACAGAAACAACAUAAGUCACGGACAUCACAUACAGGGGGGUCGUGUGUCGAUUGCGAUGAAUGUGUGAUGGCCGGCCGACUGACCGAGGACUGACCGAGAUUGGAUUGGGGGUGGUGGCGAGGAGGGGUUCGUAUGCGCUGUGGACGACGACGCCAACACGCUGCUCCUGGAGGUUACGUGAGGAGACGUUGCUUGCUUCUCACACGUGACCAGAAACCGCCUGCACACACAGAGACAAACCAUUCAUCAAAGGACGCAUGUACACAUGUGACGCGUGUGUGUGUCUCUCACCUGUCUGUAAGGUAGGCAUGUGCAGGGGAUCGAUGGAUGACAAGUAUGUGGGUGGGGGGUGGGUCGGUGAUGGAACGAAAAAAAAAAACUCAGUCAGUUGGUGUGCAGUGCACGCAUGGCAUGGACCCCCCAACUCAGACAGCCAGCCAGCCAGCCACAUAGACAGACAGAAAAUAGACGGACGUGCAGACGGACGAUCGAU
Vitrella brassicaformis is the source of this 2461-nucleotide messenger RNA. Lineage: Eukaryota; Vitrellaceae. The record is from the annotation of a GenBank genome assembly.